Molecule: messenger RNA, 1028 nt
Organism: Neoarius graeffei (lesser salmon catfish)
Lineage: Eukaryota; Metazoa; Chordata; Actinopteri; Siluriformes; Ariidae
Gene: elmod1
Product: ELMO/CED-12 domain containing 1
Exons: 11
Coding region: 21-1028 (335 amino acids)
Molecular function (GO): GTPase activator activity
Source: RefSeq, a predicted model, not a curated record
UGGGACAAUAAACAGUCGCCAUGAAGCAUUUUUUAAGGGUGCUCACCCAGUUCCUGGUGUUUCUGUACUGCAAAUGUUUGUGGCGAGGUUUGAAGUUUAUUGCCAGGAAGGUGACAGGAAGAUGUGAGCUUCAGCGCAUCUGCUACAACAACAAGCCUGGUGCCCGCCGGACCCUCAAGAUCGAAUCCUCACUCAAAUGUUCUAAAAAUGAGCUUCUGCAGAAUGCUCUCAGUGUUCACCCAGAUGCUGUUGAGAAGACCAUAGAUGACAUCAUGGCCCUGAAAAAGAUCAACCCAGACACAAAUCCACAGUUGGCCAUCUCUCUACAGGCAAGCCUCUUCCAGAUCGUGGGCUACAGGAAUCUGGUGCUGGAGGUGGAGAAGCUGCGCAGGGAGCCAUACGACUGUGAAAAUCCAGCUCAUGAAGAGAUGCUUAUGAAGCUGUGGAAGACACUCCGUCCUGAUUCUGCCCUUACGGGACGCAUCUCUAAGCAGUGGUGUGAAAUUGGAUUCCAAGGCAGUGACCCUAAAACUGACUUUAGGGGCAUGGGGUUAUUGGGUUUACACAACCUACUGUAUUUUGCGGAGCACGACAAGGCCGCUGCUCUCCAAGUGCUGCACGAUUCUCUGCAGCCCAAACACAGGAACAUUUCCAAAGAGGAAGCCAGUAAGAUGAGCAAAGCUGAGUGGGAGAAGCAGAAAUUCGACAAAGCUAUCGGAUACUCCUUUGCCAUUGUCGGCAUCAACAUCACGGACCUGGCCUACUCCCUGCUGGUGAGCGGAGCUCUGAAGACUCAUCUGUACAACGUGGCACCUGAGAUGCCCAGCCUGAUGCACUUCCAGCAAACCUUCUGUUAUCUGAUGCAGGAGUUCCACCGGUUCUGGAUCGAGGAGGAUCCGUGUGACAUCAUGGAGUUCAAUCGAGUGCGCACCAAGUUCCACAAGCGCGUCCUGAAGCAGCUGAAAAAUCCUGACAUGGCACUGUGUCCUCAUUUCACCGCCUCUGACCUUCACCUGGUCAACCUGUAG